CCCCCACCGGAAAAGCCGUCAAUAACCGUCGCUGGCUUGCCGCUGCUCGCUGCUGUUGGAGCCUCGCUGGGGGAGAGAGCCCGUCGGAGAAGGCAGAACACACAAAUGACGAAAAACAAGUGAAGUUCAGGAGAGACACACACCUGGCCGCGCGGAGGUGAAACAACCCGGACAGCAUCUCUUCUCUCCCCUGGCUCUGCACUGAGGAAGGACGCCGCUCUCCAUUCAUCACAUCAAGUCACCCAGUGCCUCUCAUACGUCGUCAUUCCCCCCUCAGUGCAAAGACGAACCGUACACCAGCAGCGCAGAAGAGUCCGUUUGGUGCCGCCCCACUUCUGAUCAGUCCAAACUCUUCAUCUUCCAUCAGCACCGCCAUGGCCUCCAUCACCCAGUCGUCCGAGCCCGAGAUCCCAGACAACCACAAAGAGAGCUGGCUGGCGCUGCUCUCCGCCGCCGAGGCGUACUGCCAAAAGUCCGGCUGCGACCUGGCCAUACUCACGGCCUGCAAGAAGUUCCGCUCGUCGGCCGGAGACGCCGACGGGAGGAGGAAAAGGGAGAGCGGGAGUGCCUUCCCCAAGGAGUGCGACUUCUCCUACAACGUGUGGGGUCAGGGCUUUCUGGCCGAGUCGGCGCGCCGCUACAUGGACGACAUCGGCGUGCUGCACUCCACGACCAUGCUGACGGCCAAAAAACACACGCGCCAGCCGGGAGGGGAGGGUGGAACCAAGCUGGUGGUGGACCUGAGCUCGGAGCCCGGACACAGAGGGAGCUUCACAGGAGACGGCGGGGUGGGUGGAGUCAGUCCCAACAGCAGACUAUAUUCCCAAAGCUACCCGUCCAUCUACAGCUCGGGAGCCGGGACCGGGCAGGGCACCGGGCAGAACGGGAACGGGGAGAGGGAACGGGAGAAGGGCGAGGCCGAGCGGGGGAGACAGAGGUCUGGGAUUGUAGAUUUGGAAGAAGAGUGCGAGGACGAAGACGAGGAGGAGGAGGACUUGGACGAGAGGAGACCCUACGGGAAUGAAAGUGCUGGUGUCUUCUCCAUGGACGAGGACUCUCUGUCUCGAGACUGCGAGCCGUUCUUUGAGUCCGACGGGGAGGAGGAGAGCACUGACGGCUCCUUGAGCGAGGACGCUCCGCCGCCGCCGCGUGGCAUGGCUAUGGGCAGGGACGCCUACUCGUCCCGUCACGCCCACCCCAUGGCCCUGGCCCGCUCACUGCCUGUAUCUGUGCCUGUCUGGGGCUGCAGAGGAAACAGAUCCGCUCAAGGAGACAGCAACAGCGGAGAACGGGUGGGCUGCGCUGACCUGGAGCACAUCGCCGCCAGCAUGAAGGCCCUGCUGGCCCCCGGGGCCACCGACGGGACAGAGAUGUUCGGGGCCCUGCCUCGGCCCCGGCUCAACACAGGGGACUUCUCCCUCAAGCACUGAGAGCGAGAGAGGGAGGGAGGCGAGAGUAGAGAAGGAGAAAGGGAUGGAGAGGUAAAGGAAAGAGGAAGUUGUGACGACGGGGAGGAGAUGGGGAUAGUUUGGCAGAUGUGACGUGCAGUAUGUGAAACAGUGUAAAAGCUAGUACCUCCAUUUAUUUCUCACUAACCAAAAUUAACGGCACAUGCUUCGAGGACUGAAACAAAUGUUGUUAUGAACACUAAUAACAUUUCCAACACUAUUACACCCCCCCCCUCCCCUCUUUGUCACUACACAUUUCACAGUACUAGCUACCACAUGUCCCACGACACUACAUUAGGACCUCAAAAUGUGCGUGUAGUGACCAACAAGGACACUAAAACCGGCUGUGUCGUAGUCUAACUGGCACGUUAAUAGUCACGGGCCCUCAUGCGGCUUGAUAAGAUCAUCUGUGAAGCGAUGAGGACUGGAGGUGAACAGCCACCUGUACCCGGGUUGGUCGUCGGCUCUGGUGCUGCAGUGCGAACGAUCGAGUCAUAUCAGCAAUAUAACGUGUGUUAGCUCUAAAGCUGAACGCUGCGUCAUCUUAAAAGAUGAUGACUUCGGUUGCUUUUCUGAAAUAUGAGUUAAAAUUAGCUUCAAGCAAUAGUUUAAAAAUCUUUUUACGAGAGUUAAAUUAUAAAAACCGAUACCUCACUCGUGAUUGUAUGUGAACUUUGGAGCUAUACCUUGGAGAUGCUUAGUUUAGCAAAGACUGGAAGCAGAGGGAAACCACCUGAAACUACACCUACCAGCAUCUCUAAAGCUCAGCAGUUAACACAUGAUUUAAUUAUUCUUUAAUUGAUGCACAGACAAGAGUGCUAAGUCGUAGUUUUGCGGCAUGUUAGACCCUGUGACCUCCGGCUAUAUGCUGCGUUCAGUGUUCAAGAGAUCUGCCCUUGAUUCUGACUUCAGAUCAUUUAAAUCUCAUGAAUUAGCUGCUUUUGCAAAGAUACAUAAUUGGAACAGUUUAACUAAACUAAAUACAAACAGGGCACAUCUUAAAUAAGUUGAAUUGAUUUUGGACAUGAACUGUAAUUUAGUUUAAAUAAAUGAACGUAUGACGGUGCCUCAUGACCUCAUUUCACAGAACAAGAGCUGCUCCUUGGUGUUUGCCAAGAACAAACAACAUCUACGCCCCCUGAAAAUAAUUUUUACAUUUCUGUAUGCGCGCAGGUGAAUUAGUGAGUGUUGGUAGGGUGUAACUGCUUCCAGUCUUUACUGGAGGUGUCACAACUAAAAACAAGCUGAUCCUUGUCAGAAGAGUACAUUACACCAACAAGUACUCCAAAUUAAAAGCUCAUUUCGAUAUAUUUUCAAUAUAAAGCUGAUAUUGUGACGCCCCAAGCUAAGCGAACUGUCUCCUCGCUGUAACUUAUGGCCGUGCCGUCAUCGUCGUUUAGCAUGACGAACAAGAGCCAGUGACCUCCCGGGACCACGUGGAUGUUUUCUCUGCUUGUUCCUGUCGUUUGUCGGGUAAGAUGACCAACAGGCCAGUUGUUGUUGUUGUUGUUGCCCCACCCAAUAAAAAACACACACAAUCCUUAAAGGAGAAGAAACCAGAGAAAUGGUUGACUUAACAUGAAGCUUGUGGCUUUUCAAAAUGUGAGCAGAGGACACCAGCACCUCCUCAUAACAUGCCUAUUUGUACUUUUACUUUUGCCAAUGAAUGACUGACUGAUAGAAUGAUUGUAAAUCAAAAAUGAGUUAUCGGGGAUGGUGUUUUCUUUUUUUUUUUUGUUUGUUUGUUUGUUUUUCUUUUGGCUCCAGAUAUCUUGUUGAAACGAAUGAAUGAGUGUGAAACUGACUGUGUGUGAGAAAGAGA
Molecule: messenger RNA, 3270 nt
Organism: Larimichthys crocea (large yellow croaker)
Lineage: Eukaryota; Metazoa; Chordata; Actinopteri; Sciaenidae
Gene: akt1s1
Product: AKT1 substrate 1 (proline-rich)
Exons: 6
Coding region: 375-1430 (351 amino acids)
Biological process (GO): negative regulation of TOR signaling; negative regulation of protein kinase activity; neurotrophin TRK receptor signaling pathway
Cellular component (GO): cytoplasm
Source: RefSeq, a predicted model, not a curated record